AUGAAACAAAUUAUUGUUCUAAUUUCUAUUUUGAUCGCAGUUUCAUGGGCAACUUCUCGUCCAAUCCAAGAAGAAUUCAGGCAAUGCAUGUCAACCCAAUUCAAAGCCUACACUAGAAGCUUUGAGAUAAUUUUCCCUCGAAAUUCCUCUUUAUAUUCAUCUCUCUUGCAGUCUACUAUACAGAAUCCCAGAUGGUUAAAUGCCACAACUUUUAAGCCUCUUCUUAUAGUGACACCAUUUCAUGAGUCUGAAGUUCAGGCAGCCAUUCUUUGUAGCCGAAAAUAUGACCUGCAAAUAAGAGUGAGAAGUGGGGGUCAUGACUAUGAAGGCCUUUCUUUCCUUUGCCGGACCCCGUUUAUCAUCAUUGAUCUCAUCAAUAUGAGAUCGAUUGAGGUUGAUAUUAAAGAAGAAACAGCAUGGAUACAGUCAGGAGCAACGCUCGGUGAGCUUUACUACACGAUCGCAAAGAAAAGUUUAGUUCAUGGAUUCCCUGCUGGGUUGUGUCCUACCGUUGGAAUUGGUGGGCACUUGAGUGGAGGAGGGUUUGGAACAUUGGUGAGAAAGUUUGGAGUUGCAGCUGAUAAUGUUGUUGACGCUUAUCUUAUAGAUGUUAAUGGGAGACUUGUUGACAGAAAAGCAAUGGGAGAGGAGUUGUUUUGGGCCAUUAGAGGAGGUGGUGGAGGGAACUUUGGGGUCAUACUUUCCUGGAAAAUAAAGCUUGUUCGAGUUCCCAAAAGUGUGACUGUUUUUACAGUUCCAAGAACAGUGGAACAAAGCGCCAGUGAGCUUAUUCAUAGAUGGCAAUACAUUGCACCUGAAAUGCAUGAAGAUCUUUUCAUUAGAAUUGUCAUUCUGGGUGUGGGAGAAAAGAGUAGUAAAGGUAAGAGAAUUGACAAUGUUUCUUUCAACUCAUUGUUUCUGGGGGGAAUCGACAGCCUAAUCCCAUUAAUGAACAAAAAUUUUCCUGAGUUGGGAUUGAAGGCUGAAGAUUGCACUGAAAUGACCUGGGUUGAAUCGACUAUCUAUUUUGCUGGAUUCCCAAAAGGGUCACCCUUAGAAGUAUUGCUGGACAAGGAACAACUGUACAAAAGCAAGUUCAAGGCCAAAUCUGACUUUGUGACAGAACCAAUACCAAAGAAUGCGAUUGAAGGAAUAUGGAAGAUGUUCCAGGAAGAAGAAGAAAUAGCUAUAAUGAUAAUGGAUCCUUUUGGGGGAAAGAUGAAUGAAAUAUUAGAAUUUGAAGUUCCAUUUCCCCACAGAAAAGGAAAUCUUUAUAAUAUACAGUACAUGGUGAAGUGGGAUGAGGAUGGCUUGGAGACAUCCAGCAGGCAUGUGAAUUGGAUUAGGUCAUUAUACAAUUACAUGACACCAUUUGUUUCAAAGUUUCCAAGGGCAGCCUAUGUUAACUACAGGGAUCUUGAUUUGGGAACCAACAAAAAUGGUAAAACCGCAACUUACCGGGAAGCUGCAGCUUGGGGUGACAAGUAUUUCAAAGACAACUUCAAGAGAUUGGCACGGGUGAAGAACAAAGUUGACCCUGAGAAUUUCUUCAGAAAUGAGCAAAGUAUUCCAUUGCUUCCUGAACCAUGGAAAUAGAAUUAGGA
Molecule: messenger RNA, 1604 nt
Organism: Mangifera indica (mango)
Lineage: Eukaryota; Viridiplantae; Streptophyta; Magnoliopsida; Sapindales; Anacardiaceae
Product: berberine bridge enzyme-like 22
Exons: 1
Coding region: 1-1596 (531 amino acids)
Molecular function (GO): FAD binding; oxidoreductase activity
Source: RefSeq, a predicted model, not a curated record